This is a messenger RNA of Cuscuta campestris, 1296 nucleotides long. The record is from the annotation of a GenBank genome assembly. Lineage: Eukaryota; Viridiplantae; Streptophyta; Magnoliopsida; Solanales; Convolvulaceae.
GAAAAAAAAAACGCAAUUUAUUUUUUGGGUAGAUGAUGGAUCAGGAAGAAGGGGGCGGAGAACGGCGGCGGAGGAGGUGUUUCACGAGAAGGACCUCUUCCUCGAAGACUACGCCGAAAUGAACAGUACGUUAAAGAUAUUCGUUUAUCCACACCAGAAAGACGACCCUUUCGCAAGUGCGCUGUUGCCGGCGGCCGGAGAUCCCGGCGGCAACUACGCCAGCGAGAGUUACUUCAAGAAGUCCAUCUUCAAGAGCCACUUCAUCACCAAAGACCCGAACCAGGCGCAUCUCUUCUUUCUGCCCUUCUCCGUCGCCGCCCUGCGAAACGACCGGCGGGUCGGCGUCGGCGGGAUCAAGGGUUUCGUCAAAGGCUACGUGUCCCGCAUCAGCCGCGAGUACCCGUUCUGGAACCGAUCCGGCGGGGCCGAUCAUUUCUACGUAUGCUGCUACUCCGUCGGGAGGUCGGCGACGGAGACGGCGGUGGAAGUGAAGUUGAACGCCGUACAGGUGGUCUGCUCCUCCAGCUAUUUCCUGCCGGGGUACAUCGCCCACAAGGACACCUCCGUGCCGCAGAUCUGGCCGCGCCACGGGGAACCGCCGCGCCGUUCGCCGGAGAAUCGGACAACCCUAGCCUUCUACGCCGGCGCGUUAAACUCCCGGAUCCGUAAAGAUCUGGUCGGGAUCUGGGAAAACGACGAGGAGAUCUCGGUCCACCGCAGCCGCCUGAAAACGCCGUACGCGGAGGCGCUACUGGGGAGCAAAUUCUGCAUCCACGCGAAGGGGUACGAAGUCAACACUGCCCGGAUCGGCGACGCCAUCUACUACGGCUGUGUGCCGGUGAUACUGGCCGACUUCUACGAUCUCCCGUUCGCCGACACCUUGAACUGGGAGAGCUUCUCGGUGGUGGUUGCGACGGCGGAGAUGCGGCGGCUGAAGGAGAUACUGAAAGGGAUAAGCCACGGGGAGUAUGUGAGGAUGCAGAGGAAUGUGGUGAAGGUUCAGGGGCAUUUCCGGUGGCACAAAUUUCCGGUGGAUUUCGAUGCGUUUCAUAUGGUUUUGUAUGAGCUUUGGCUUAGGAGAAGUGUUUUAAGACUUUCUUCUUAUCAUUAGCUUCAGAAAAAUGGUAAGGGACCCAUUUGUCCCCACUCCCCACCUUGUUCACAUAAUUGGGCAAGAAAAUCAAAAAUAAAAUUAAUUAAAAAUGGGUGAUUGAGAAAGGGAUGGUGUACAAAUGAGAUACACUUUUGGUAUAUCUCUAGCAGUGCUCUAAGCUUCAAUAGAUUGACUCUAUUUUU